CAUGGACGUUGUUGGUUACCCAGAGCCGCAACUUCCAGGUGGCUCACUAUAUAAUAAACCAUAAUUCCUCUCCCCCUCUUCUCUCUCUCUCUCUCUCUCUCUCUCUCUCUCUCUCUCCCCAUCCAAUGGGUCUUAAAACCCUAAAUCACCUCUCCCAUGCCCCAAUCGGAAACGCUAAUUUCAACCAUUUCUCUUCCCAUUCCACUCCCUUCAUCCGAUUCCAUCCCAAACCUCGGAUUGCUCGAUCAAUUCUUCGAAUCUGUCUUCCACCAGUUAUUAAUCGAAGCAAUCGGUUGGUUGCUGGUUGCAUUAGUCCAAGCCAAGAGUUAGUCGGGGGGGAAUCUGAAAUUGCGAGCGGAAAUGGCCACAGUAUCGCUUCGGUUUUAUCGACCGGAGAAGAAGAAGAGGAGGUGGAGGGGGAGACAGGGGUGGUUGAGAUGAAAAGAGAAGAACCUGAGGGGAAAGAGAGUCUUUGGAAUCAAAUUGUUGAGAUUAUGAAGUUUUCGGGGCCUGCGACGGGGUUGUGGAUAUGUGGACCGUUGAUGAGUCUCAUCGACACUGCUGUGAUUGGUCAGGGAAGUUCUCUCAAGCUUGCUGCUUUAGGCCCUGCGACUGUGCUUUGUGAUUAUACCAGUUAUAUUUUUAUGUUCCUUUCAAUUGCAACAUCAAAUAUGGUUGCUACUUCACUCGCAAGACAGAAUAAAGAUGAAGUGCAGCAUCAGAUUUCUAUCUUGCUUUUUAUUGGGUUAACUUGUGGUGUGGGGAUGCUGUUCUGCACAAGGUUCCUAGGUGCAUGGGCGCUAACUGCUUUUACUGGCCCGAAGAAUGUGCACAUCAUACCUGCAGCAAACACAUACGUUCAGAUUCGAAGCCUAGCAUGGCCUGCAGUGCUUGUUGGGUGGGUUGCCCAAAGUGCAAGUCUUGGCAUGAAGGAUUCGUGGGGACCUUUGAAGGCCUUGGCAGUUGCCAGUGUUGUAAAUGGCAUUGGUGAUAUUGUCUUAUGCACAUUCUUGGGCUACGGGAUUGCUGGAGCGGCUUGGGCAACAAUGGUAUCACAAGUUAUUGCAGGUUAUAUGAUGAUUGAAACUUUGAAUAAGAAAGGAUAUAAUGCAUUUGCCCUCUCUGUUCCAUCUCCAAGUGAACUUUUGCAAGUAUUCAUGCUUGCUGCUCCAGUGUUUAUCACAAUGAUUUCAAAGGUUGCGUUCUACUCUCUCAUUGUAUAUUUUGCAACGUCAAUGGGCACACACACUGUUGCUGCUCAUCAGGUCAUGAUUCAACUGUUCAGCAUGUGCGCAGUGUUUGGUGAGCCUCUCUCUCAAACUGCUCAAUCAUUCAUGCCCGAGUUAAUGUAUGGAGUCAAUCGAAGUCUGCCAAAGGCUCGAUCACUAUUAAAGUCGCUGCUGAUCUUUGGUGCGCUUAGUGGGUUGAUAAUGGGAUCCAUUGGAGCAUCUAUCCCCCUGCUGUUCCCCAAAUUAUUUUCACCUGAUCCUGAGGUCAUUGGGGAGAUGCGCAAAGUGUUGAUUCCAUACUUAAUGUCAUUGUGUGUGACAGCCAGUGUUCAUAGCCUUGAGGGAACAUUGCUGGCUGGGCGAGAUCUAAAAUUUCUCAGUUUAUCAAUGAGCGGGUGCUUCUCAUUAGGUGCUCUUUUCCUAAUGCUAGUGAGCGGUAGAGGAUUCGGUUUGGCUGGUUGCUGGUGUGCCCUUGUCGGAUUCCAAUGGUCUCGAUUUUUUAUGGCUCUACGGCGUCUCCUUUCACCUGACGGCAUACUAUACUCUGAAGAUUUGACAAGGCAUCAAAUGGGGAAGCUGAAAGCUGUAUAGUUGUGGGAUCGGGAGUCAAGCAUCUGGAGAUUGAGAAACGAACUUCAGCUGCUGAGAAUACAACGCGGAUGAUGCUACACUUGAGACGAAUAUUAUUAAGUCUCACAAAAUUGGCACAUGGAUGCCAUAAAUCAAUUAGGAUUAGCCAUUGUUUCAAGUCCUCGGUGAAGCUUAGGUAGAAUUAAACACCAACAAAUCUGUAAACAUAUCCCCACAGAUUCACAGCAAUUGUAAUAUUUGUCUGUAUUUGGCCAAUCAAUAUGGAAACCGAUUAUUUCGAAAACGGCUCUCUGUAAAUCACUGUAUCCCAACAAUAUUCAGGUUUUUUUUUUGCUAAGUAGAAAUAGGAGUUACUGAAACUGUUUUUAUUUUUUUUACCAAAAA
Molecule: messenger RNA, 2204 nt
Organism: Rhododendron vialii
Lineage: Eukaryota; Viridiplantae; Streptophyta; Magnoliopsida; Ericales; Ericaceae
Product: protein DETOXIFICATION 46, chloroplastic-like
Exons: 14
Coding region: 126-1820 (564 amino acids)
Biological process (GO): transmembrane transport
Cellular component (GO): membrane
Molecular function (GO): xenobiotic transmembrane transporter activity; antiporter activity
Source: RefSeq, a predicted model, not a curated record